This is a messenger RNA of Antechinus flavipes (yellow-footed antechinus), 5335 nucleotides long. It is a transcript of the gene PPP1R15B, whose product is annotated as protein phosphatase 1 regulatory subunit 15B. Bases 2 to 2710 code for a protein of 902 amino acids. Gene Ontology annotation, cellular component: endoplasmic reticulum; protein phosphatase type 1 complex. Gene Ontology annotation, biological process: response to endoplasmic reticulum stress. NCBI's taxonomy places the organism in Eukaryota, Metazoa, Chordata, Mammalia, Dasyuromorphia, Dasyuridae. Gene Ontology annotation, molecular function: protein phosphatase regulator activity. The record is from RefSeq and is a predicted model, not a curated record. The transcript is spliced from 2 exons.
GAUGCAACUCCAACGUACCAGCCACAACGACGCAGGGGGGCGGGUAGAAAGAGGCCUACCUCCGGAAGGAGAGAAGAGGAGUGGGGGAGGGGGAGGGCGUGGCCUAUACAAGGAGACCCGGAUGCGGGCGAGAAGAGCCCCUCCUCCCCUAGUGCUUGCGGCUGACGUCGGUCGGCGCGUGGCCAAGAGGCGACGUCGUGCGGCCGGCGCGCCCUGUCGAGUUCCGUCCCUGCUCGGUGCGGGCUAUCCCGUCCGGACGCCGGCACUGCGGCCAUUUUGGGUCUGCCUCUGCCUGGGCGUCCGCCGGCUUCCGGGCCCCCCGCCGCCGUCCCCGCCUGCCGCCACUGAGGGGCCGCCUCUCCGCUCAUCUGCUCUACGCCGCUGUCCGAGGGGUCCUCUCUAUGGUGACGGGACUCUCGCCUGCCUGAGGCAGCUGCUUCCCGGCCCCUCCCGGGCUCCUCGUCCGCUCCCUCGCCAUGGACGCCGCCUCCCCGGCCGCCGCCUGCGCUCUGCUUUCCGGACUUUGGCUCUCCGACCGCCACCGUCACCGCUUCCCCCGGUGGCGCCCCUGCCGUGCCGCGGAUUACCAUCGGCCUGGAGCCCCGGCCCCGCCGUUCGGCCGGGCCGAGGGCGUAUAAGCGUCGGCCCCCGCCCCGCGAACUCGAGUGACCGUCCCGAGAAGCCCAUGGAGUCCGGAGUCCGCGCGCCCCGAGAAGGGGCCUCAUGGCUCCGGCUGCCCUUCUUUCCGCUUCCCCGUCAGGCACCGCAGGGACCCAGCUCCCCCGCCAGCGAAAAAAAUGCAGAGCCGGGGCUCGGGGCCCCUCGAAACCCUCCGCCUGAAGCUCGGGCCCGGGCCUGGCUGGCCUUGCUGGCGCAGCUCCUGGCGCCGCUGCCCAGCUUGCUGCAGAAGCUGCUGCUGUGGGGCCAGCUUCUGGGGGCCGUGAUCCCCAGCCGCUGGCUGGAGCGGGCCCCGAGAGCCCCCUCCCCGAAGGCCACGAGCUUCGAUUGUCCCUCGGAUGAGGCUGCCGCCGCCCCUCUGCAAUGGCUGGAGGAAGGCCUGCCCUGGCCGUGCGGCGCUCCAGACCUGGGACUGGAGCUGGAGGGUAAGGGCCAGCCCUUGGAGGCGAGCGCGCGCUCCCUGCUCCUGCAGCGGCAGCUGUGGGGCGCCGAGCUGGUGCACGGCAGCCUCCAGGCCCGUCUCUUCUCGGACGGGGAGCUGUGCUCUUCCCCCCACGGGGCUCUCAACAUUCAGCACUUCAACAAUUUCAACGUGGUCUCUUAUGUGCUGAACCCCACGGGGCUGGACUGUGUAUCGCGCGUGGAGCUCAGCUGCCAGGACGGCUGCUUUGUGGCCGCGGAGCCGCGGCGGCAGCCCCAGCCUCUGAACGCCGAGGGCCCCGGGACCACCGGGCGGGGCUGCCCGCACAAGGCCCCCCUCUCUCGAGAGGGGCUGCCCGAAAUCCAGCAUCUCCGGACGAAACGUCUGGAGUUCCUGCAGCAGGCUAGCAGAGGCCAAGCGCUCCCCACCCCCGACCAGGACCACGGGUAUCACAGUCUGGAGGAGGAACACAACCUGCUUCGCAUCGACCUGAGCCAAGCUUUGAAGUCUGGAUGUUGCAGAGAUAAUCCUGGACAGUCUCCGUUCCCCUCGCAGGACCCUCCCGAGGACGCCUCGGGGCCGCUGACCCAAGAGAGGCCGGCGUCUCUUCUGGGAAGUCCGGGCUCCCGCGACAGCUGGCCGGCUUGCGCCCUGCCUUUGGAGAGAGACGCCGGGGAGAUGACCCCGGGCCUGGUGGACGGCCCCGACGACGACUUCGCUGUUUCUGCCAGACCGGCCUGUAGUAACAAAUUGAUAGAUUACAUUUUGGGAGGCGCAUCCAGUGACCAGGACACCAGUAGCGAGUCCGAGGGGGAGGCCUGGGACGAGGAGGGGGAAGAUGAUGGUUUUGAUAGCGACGGUUCCCUCUCGGAAUCGGAGCCCGGCCUGCAGCGUGCGGAAGGCCUUCACCUUUGGAACUCUUUCUACAGUGUAGACCCUUAUAACCCUCAGAACUUCACAGCCACCAUUCAAACUGCUGCUAGAACAAGGAGUGUAGACCGGUGCGAUUCCGGGGAGGACUCCUCGGAGAAGUCCGUCGAGGGCUCUUCCUGGACCGAAAGCCCGCCUGGUUCUCCUGAUCACAGCUCUGGAGAGGAUGAUUGGGAAUCUAGUGCAGAUGAAGCAGAGAACUUAAGGCUCUGGAACUCCUUCAGUAACUCCGAUGAUCCCUACAACCCUUUGAACUUUAAAGCACCUUUUCAGACCGCAGGGAAAAAACGGGGAGACCCGUGCGACUCCAGCAAACGAGCGGAGUCGGCAGCAGCCAUCUCUCGGAGCGACACCGUACUGAGCUGUAAGGUGCAGCAGCUGUUAGGGAGCCCAGAGACUGGUGUCACCGACGUAGUCCAGUGUGGGAUUCUUUCCGGAGAAAGGCACACGACCACCCGCAGGAAAAAGGUAACCUUUCUUGAAGAAGUUACCGAGUAUUACAUAAGCAGUGAUGAAGAUCGCAAAGGACCUUGGGAAGAAUUAGCAAGGGAUGGAUGUCGGUUCCAGAAACGAAUUCAAGAAACAGAAGAUGCUAUUGGAUACUGCUUGACAUUUGAGCACAGACAGAAAAUUUUUAACGAACUCCAGGAAACAUACUACAAAAGAUUUAAUGUUUUCUAGUGAUUGGAAGAUGAUAGCCCUCUUGCCCCACUGAUACAUACUACCUCUUAAGAGGUGUCAUCCUUUUAAGAGCUGAAGUUGGCAGCUGCCCUUUAGUUUCUGAGAGGGAAUGAAAUUUGGAUGCAGUGCCCCCAGCUUAAUGUUACCUGUGUGCAACAAACCUACUUUGAAGUGUAUGUCUGGUUUUAUUGUUGAAAUAAGACCUCUUAAUGAAGCCUAAGAGUGUGGGGUUGUGUGACUUUUUUUAUUCUUAUUUUCUUGAAAUUAAUCCUGUUGUGUAAGUUGAAUGUGUUUUGAAUAUGUUUUUUGCUUUGGUGAAGAAGAUGGGGACCUACUAAGUUGUAAUUUUGCACUUUUUAAACUUUGAAGGGAAACAAUAUUUAUAGGGUUCAGAGCCCACUUUGAAUUCUAAUUUAAAGUAUGUAUGCCUGACUUAAAGUCUUUGUGCUCUUUAUACUUUUCUUUUUCACUCCAACAAACAGAAGAUAAAAUCUUAUAUUUUCUGUUAUAUUUUUUCCCACCUACUUAAAUAAUUGCCCUCUUGCCUUAAGGCUAUGAAAUCAGUCUUGCUUAUACUACUACUAAAUUAAAAUAAAUUUAUCUUAUACUUUGAAUUUUGUUAAAGGAAAUAUUAGUGGUAAAUUUUAAUUUUAAUUUCAGACAAAAUUUAAGCCUCGGUGAUCAGAGUGGCCAAGAGUGAUUGUAAAAAUACUGUUAACCUAUUUUUGGAAACCUUUAUCUUUUACCCAUAAAUUAUAAUUUUUUACACAUUAAAAUUAUACAUAGUAAUACAGACUCUUAGUCUCUUUUGAGAAACGUUCUUUACAUUUUUCAUGUUUCCUCAUGAUAUUUUUUUUUAAUUUUUAAAAGGCAGAAAUUCAUUGGCAUAAAACUUAACAUCCCAAAUUACUUCUCUAUCGCACAAGCUUACUUUAUUUUUAAAUUUAAGCCUGGCUGAAUUUUGCUAGGCAGAGGGUAAAAGUUCAUGGAGAAAAUUUGAUUGCUUAUCUUCUUUAAAAAACACAAACAAAAACUAAAAAACCAGUGUUAUUAAUAUCAUGCCCCCUCAGCACUGUCACUUUGAAAACUUGUCAGGGUAACACUGUGAACUUGGAAACUGGCAGUUUUGAAUUUUCCAAUUUGAAAUAUUGGAAUAUAGACUUCAGUCAUUCCAAGUUAGUGUCAAAGAAGUGGCGAAUAAAUUGGUAAAGCCCAAUAACUUUUGGAAAGGAUAGUACUGUAGACUAACAGCUAGAUAAUGUUAGCAAUGACUUAGCCCAAAGGUUACCUAUGUUUCUAUGCUUGUGCACUUAUUGUUUGAGCUUGUUCUGUUAGUUCUUCGGGCCUGUGCAUUUACUUUGUUGAGGAACAUUAACUGAAUAUUUAAAGGACAGUCUCAUAUUUUUGCUUAUCCUUCUCUUAUAGGUAAUAGAAGGACAUGGGUAGGAGAAACAAUUUCCAGGUCUAACUUGAUUACAUGUGGGAGAGAAUUUUUAGAUCAGGAACCUAGUGGAUUAGACAAGGCCUUGAAGGUUUACUACCUCAACUUAUCCUCUAUCUGGCCACUAUUCCAUGUAUGUCUAGUUUGCUCUAAAAUCCACACCAAGUAUGUUAACCAUAAAGAUACUUCAAAUUUUAAUAUUGGACAAAGUUCUUAAUUUUUUUUUUUUUUUUCAAAAAGACCUCCCUUAAAAUUUGGAAAGAAACUAAGUGCCAGAGUAAAUUUUAUGUCUACCACAGAGAUGACUGCUUUUACUAAGGUACUGACCAACAUCUUGUAUGAUCUUAUAAAUAAUACCUUAAGCUAUUUUAAAUUUAAAUAGCAUCUUACAACUUAGAAAAAAGCAUGCAUCAUUUGCUCUUCAAAUUUUUUGAUCUAUAGAAAUUCUUUUUGAAUUGUCUUUGUUCACAGGAUUAGUUGGUGCGGAUAAAAUCCUUGUAUAAUUCUUGCAUACAUAGAAGCUAUGGAACAUCUUUUUUAAUUGGACUUCAGAACACUAUUCAUUUGGGCUCUCUUUAUAUUCAACCCCUCUGCCCCUGGGUUGGGGUGACAGGCAGGGAAAUAGACCACUACAACUGUGAAUAAACUUUUUUGUUAAGGAUUCCCUCCUUAUCUCCCUCCCCCCCCAAAAAAAAACCCAACAAACCUUCCCCCAACCUAUUUUUUGAGUAUUGGGCUUGAGGGUUGUGAGGAGAGGGGAACCCCAAGUUAGUUUGAAGAAAAUAAGAAACCUGUCACUUUUUCUAGCCAUAGUGUAAAGUUGGUGGUAACUGUUCUAGCUAUAAAAACUUUUAUAACUGUAAUGGUGCUUUAAAUGGCAGUGUAGUAUGUGGGAGACUUUGUACAGAGAUGUGCUUGUUUCUGAGUGUUGAAAUAUAAAGAGCACCUCUUCAUUUUCAUCUUUAAAUCAAAACUGUAACUAAUUAUCAGAUUUUAUUUUUAUAUAAUUUUGCAAAGUAAAAGUUAGGAGACUUGGCAUACCUCUAGAUUGGCUUUUACAGACCCAGGCUGAUGUAAAUGUAACUUGUUUGUUGGGGUUUUAUAACUAAAAUUAUAUUUCAGUGUAUAAACUGUUCAAAACUAAUCUUGUAAAAAUUGUAAUAAAAAUAUUUGCAUCGAUAAAA